GGCCAAUCGUAGCGUGAAGACAACAACACAGUGCCAUUCCCUUUAGUGAUGUAGAAGUGAUAGUAGGUGCAAACAACCAUGGAGAAUCCGCAAACAACCGAUUCGACGGCUCAAAAUCAGCCGCUAAACAACGCCGAAGACGGCAACGCCGCCGCGAUAUCUCGCAAUGCGAGGAUCACCAAAAUUAAGCAGAAGUUUCUGCCUGGAUUUCGAAUAACUCUUUUGCUUUCAUUGGCCAUUUACAUUGCUAUGCUGGUUAUUGGAAUUCUCGGAGUUCAUAAAUGUCCAGUGGAAGAAAAUAUUCCUCUCUUUUUGAUUGCCACUGGGGCCAUUGGAUUAAUAACCAAAAUAUUAACCUACGCGAGAGAAAGACUACUCAGGCAUUUUCAAGUUAAAUUUGUGGAAUCCAGUUUGUACACCGUAGAAAUCGUCUUCCUUAUAUUAGGGGCGUAUUGGGUAUAUAAGGAGUACCCCCCUAACUACGAUCCAGGCGUAACAUUUUAUUGUCAAAAGACUGCUUAUUUAUUCGCUUUCGUAUACAUUACUGUUGUACUAGUUAUCAUAGGUUUGGGCGUUUUGGCAGGCUUAAUUUGUGUAAUGUGUUGUGCUAUUUGUGUAGCCUCGCUUUCGUCUUGCUUAUUAAACUGCGAUAUCGAAGGACAGAAAAACGAGGAUAACGAGAAAGACGGAGAUGAUGAGCAGGAGGAAAAAGCUUUAAAGGAUGACGAUAAAGAUAAGGAGAAGGAGAAAGAGGGAACAAGCAAUGAUUGAAUAUUUUUUAUUUUUUUAUAAUGUACUUUAAGUUUUUAUACCAAAGUAUUAAGAGUCUGUCUACGUAGUUUUGAUAUUGACAAUUUUAUUAGCACCAAUCGGAAUUACCAUACACGUAAUAAUUUUUUAAUAAAAUAGUUUGACAUGGA
Messenger RNA from Phyllotreta striolata, 920 nucleotides. Lineage: Eukaryota; Metazoa; Arthropoda; Insecta; Coleoptera; Chrysomelidae. The record is from the annotation of a GenBank genome assembly.